GUCGAUGUGAGGCCUAUGAAGGUAGUUUGUCUUUUCGAUGUCGAUCAGAAAGAGAAAGAGGGACAAGAACAUAAGUUCUAUUUUCAGUUCUGAUCUUAAUCUUAAAUUUCUUUGAAAAACUACAACCACAACUGAUACAAGAACAUACAAGAAGGCACAACCGAUUUCUAUUUCAUUUUCAAGAAUAUAAAUUAUCCAUUGAGAAAGAGAAAGAUUAAAACGAUGAGCAGUGCUUCUAAGGUCGUUCUUAGGCAUCAAGAGCAUGCUAAGUCUCGCUCUCGGCAGGAACAAGCGAGGGGAAAACUUGUGCAAGAGCAAGGCAAGCUUCUCCCUGGUAACGAGAUGGGGCGUGCGCGUGCUCAGCCUCAAUCUAAGUCACCGCAAUAUGAAAAACGUUCUGACGGACCUCGUCGAGGAACAUCUUCUCACGCAUCCCAGCACAGCACACGAGCUCACCAAGGCCAACAAGGCGUGAUCAAAGGUAUGGUUAAAGUAAAGCAGGCUGCUGUCGUUCGUGCCGCAGUUGCCCCGGCUCGUGCUGGUGUUGUAAGAAGUACAACGCGACGUGGAGGAGGCUUCGAACUUGAGAAGGAAGACGAGAAGAACCAAAAGAAGAAAGCUACGACCUAUCCACCUCCAAUUGAACGGCCCAAGAUGAACAAUAAGAACUACAGCAACAACAAAAGCAGUGGCCAAGUAGGAAGUAUAGACAUGACCUGUUGGGAUUUGCUGAAGAAGGGCUUCUGUCCACGUGACCGCUGCAAGUGGAAUCAUGUUGGCGUUGUACCUGAGGUCUCGAGGGAAGUAGCGAAGUUAAGAUGAAACUGUAAUAUGUAUAACUUCUUAACUUUUCAAUUAUGAAGAGGGAAGGCUAUAAUUUUUGCAGAAGAUGUUGUAGAAUAAAAAAUUUUCAAAGAUGAGUUGGUUUUUAGGCUCCUCUAUGAUUUUUAGUAUUUUUUGCUCUAAGAACUAGGAACAAGGAAGCGUGGGAGCGGAAUCGCACAUCUGCUCAGUAUCCACGCAAGCACUGGGAAAUUGUUGACAGCAACAAGAAUAACCAGUCGUCUUCUACAUCAUCGGGAGCAGCGUAUUCAACUACAAGAGGAGGUAAAGACAAGGGGAAAGAUGCAACAAAAGCUAAAGAUUCUGCGUCUUGUUCUGGAUCCUCUUCUACCCAAAAGAAGAAUGAUGGUGUCGUGCACCAGAAGAGUUGUCCUAGAACAAGUACUGAAAUAAACACGAAGCCCGAAGCACAAGGACUACCAGGUACUAGGAAGAAAAGAUCCACAGGACUUGUAUCUGGCGAAGUAGUAGAGAGGUCAUCUUCUACAGGAGCAUCGGACGAGGCUGAUCUUGAAAAACAGUUACUGAUACGAGAACGGACAAACGCAGCCGCGAUGAAACAAAUGGAACAAAUUUCGAAGAAAACACAGCACCAGGGGAAGAAACGCCAGCUCGUGGUGGUCGAGCACCAGAAACAAGAUGUUCUAAAUGCUGUAGACGAUGCAAUCGGAGCUUUCAAUGGCGAGGACAUUCCAAUGAGUCAUGAUGAGCAAAGUGGAGGGCUUUUCCAAGAACUACAAGAUGAAGAUAGUUUUUUCCAAAAUGACGGACAACACCAAGAGCAGCAACCUUAUUCUAACUGCUUCGACGAAAUUCCUGGCGAUUCUCUGUCUCCUCCAAAUAUCAAUUUUUUUGAACAACUUGGUGAAGCAGAACACGAUGAAGCAGAACACGAUGAAGCUCGUCAUCUUCAUGGACAAGAUGUUGUUGUUGGGGAUAAUCCGAUGAACACAAUCUACGAAGACAAGUGCGGCGCUGCGCCAUUCAUCGAUCAUCAUGCUCAGGAAAUGGAUGUGAUUAAGGCUGCAGCUCUACUGCUUCUUCAUCGCGUUGAUCUUGUUAUUUAAUAAGUGAAUUAUACGCUUAUACAACUCUUACGCUACGUCGUGACAAGCCUAGGUUCUUGAUGUUCUAUAGCACCAGCUAUGACGCCCUUAUGGCAGUCUGCACUGAACUUUGUGCGAGAUCAAUUGUAUUGUAUUGCAUUGCCCACUACGGGUGCUGCUCAUGACAUAAGAAUCUUGGUCAUCCAACUCGGUCAGAAAGUCGAAGUCCAUCUUCAUCUGCUAGGUAAAUGAAUGAAUGAAUGAAUCUUCUCUUCCAUAUUAUCAUCUGAGUACUAGACUUCUAAUUACAUAGUUGUACCAGAUAGCGACGACGAGGACGACAUCAAGGGCAACAACUGCAACGACCCUUUUUUCUCGGUCAACAUUCCACCCAGUGAGAUGGACGGCGAUGUGGAAUUGUCCACUGUCGGUGGCAUGUCCACUAUUGCGGGACAGAGUCCUUCCUCUAGACUCCAAGAUGGAAAAGGUGCAAAAAUUGUUGGGGACUCUAGACUCCAAGAUACAACGACUAAGAAUGGAAAAGGUGGUGCAAAAAUUGUUGGAGGUACAACUUCUAUUACAUUUGCAGCUCCUCCUACUUCUAACAACAAGCAAGAGACAAGCGAGCGUACAGCUAAGGGUCGUGAUCAUACUACUACAACUGGAGCAGGUGCUACUUCUGGUAAAAGCUAUACAUUUAAACAGGAUCUUCAGGGUCGUGGUACAACUACUCCUGCUCCGACUUCUACUGGAGGCACUUCUGCAAGAACAGGUGCAGCUACUUCUGCACAAAAUAAAGUGACCUCCUCCACCAACAUCAACGAGAAGAACGAAGACAAAAUUUGUCAGGCUUCAUCUACGGUUUUACCUCCACCUUCGGUUGAGAAAGCUGGAGGACACGGCAAAGGAGCAAAGGAUAAAAGUACUCAGGUCGUAGGACGAGCAAAAGGUCUUGAGAUGAAGAUGAAAGGUGGAACUACAAAUGCAGCUACCAGCACCACGACUACUUCGCUCAACAAAAGCGGAAUGCCCAUGACAGCACGACCGGCAGCGUGUAAUACAACCAACAAGAAUUUCUUCAGUAGUGCUCCUGCUACUUAUAACAAGAACUACACCAACAAGAUGAAUAGUGCUGCUCCUGCAGGAGGAGGAGGUAAAGGUGGAAACUAUACCUCCGCUCCUGGUCCUCCUGGCCCCUAUUCUUAUAACAACUACCAGAACAGCUACCAUGAUAAUUGGAGCUCUUCUAAGGGAAAAGGAAAAUGGAAACCCUGGAGACCGGUUCUUGGACCUAAUGUUAAGGCUCGUCGACCUAAUUAAGUAUGCUAAUCAUGUUAGCGUUAGGUUUUAUAACUAGUAAACACCGUCUCGUGGUCGCCGUUACUAAUCUAGUGGUCUGGUAAGAGCGCCGUGAGCGCGAGACGUGUGAGGCGAUACUAGGGUCGCGCGCGAACAUGAUAAUAAUAAGUCUAGUCCUAAGUCCUUUCAUCACCUUCUUUCCUUCUUAGGAUUCUCCAGAAAUGAAGGCAACAAGAAUAAGUGAGUUCUUGAACUAUUUUCUCGAGCGCUAAUAACGGCGAAGGAGCAGACUAUCCUUACUGCUGGGACUUCGUCAAUACGGGUACGUGCAAGAGAGGUGAUCGAUGUAAGUGGCUACACGAGAUGCCGUUGAUGGCCAUCUGAAGUGGUGUAACACGAGAUGCCGUUUGAUAUCUAAAUCACAUGGCUAUACACGAGAAUAUGCCUUUGUAUAUCUGAAAUGAAGUGCGUGGAAGAGGAUGCCAAUCUAUGAAAAAAUAGAGAGAAGAAAAGGUUGUAGCUAUAGUUCUUACGGAUCAUUCGGCUAUAUUAAAGUGUACAACUUUUUAAUUAACGACCUCCACCUAUAUGUAUGAGGAACGACAACGGCCACGUAGCCGAGGACAUCAUCUUUUUCAUAAAGAACAACAUAAAUCUAUUUCUAUGUAUAAUAUGGUAGAAAAUAUGAGCAUGGAUCUUCUAGCGGGAAGUGGCGCUUACAGACCCGGAUGUACUUGUACCACUUACACUUAAACUUAUAUCCUAUGAUGAAGACGAAGAUGAACACCCCCCCCCAGCACGCAGCAACAAUAAUACAGAAUAGAGAAACGAAGUAGAGAAACAAGACUGGAAAAUUUGUUGCCGUCUUGACUACGUCUUCAGCUCAUCUCCUGCAGAAGCGGACUGCUCAAGCAUGUUUUCUUGAUAUCCAUGUCGACCCCUGCCCUCUUCUGAUGUAUUAAUGUGUCUCUUUGCCCAAGCGCACCAUUCCCAAGAAUGACUCCAGAGAAUCAGUUUUCCCAGAAAGUUGUCGGAAAAUGCUGAAAGACUUAU
Molecule: messenger RNA, 4241 nt
Organism: Amoebophrya sp. A25
Lineage: Eukaryota; Dinophyceae; Syndiniales; Amoebophryaceae
Source: the annotation of a GenBank genome assembly